AGUAAACAACUUUCAUUUUAAUUUUUCCGUUUUUUGUUUUUAAUUAUUGACAAUUUUUUUACAAAUUCUUUUAAAAAAUGACCAAAAAUUCAGUAAUUUGCAAUUAUUGCAACGAAAAACUUCGUUCGAGAGAAGGACUUGCUAAGCAUUUGGAGCGCUUUCACUUAAAUCGCAACGAUCCAAAUGCCAAGGAGUGCAGCGUUUGCCGAAAAUGCAUCCCAAAAACACUCAUGAAGCGGCAUUUCGAGAAGGAACAUCAAGAACGAAAAUGCAAUUUUUGCGAAAAAGUUUAUUACAGGGAACAUGCUUUUAACCAACAUUUGGCGACGCAUCGUGAAGAAUAUUUUUGUGAUCAUUGUGGGAGAAAAUACGUACGAAAACACGAUUUGGCGAAACAUAUUCUCGUUGUGCAUUUUGGAAAUCGAAAAUUAGUAAAAUGUCACAUUUGUAACAAGAUGCUAACAAAAGGUUGCUUAGAUCGUCAUAUCAAAACAACUCACAAGAAAAUCUUCGAUUUCGAGUGCGAAAUGUGCAAAAAACGUUUUGUCGACGUCACACAACUCCGCAAUCAUUUGGCGCUCGAUCAUCUGGGAGAAGAACUUUACAAAUGCGAAAUUUGUGAGAAAAAUUUCAAUUCACAAUCCCAUUUAACGAUUCACAUGAAUGGCUUUCAUCAAGCGGUUCCCCGUACAAAAUGCGAAAUUUGCGAAAAAACCUUCACACUUCCGCGACAUCAUCAGCGACACAUGAAAUUGCACGAAACGAAGCAUUUUUGGUGCCCAAAAUGCCCGAAAAUGUUCGAAACGCAGAAAAAACUCGACAAUCAUACAAAAGUUUUUCAUAAUCCGGCGAAAGUUCGAUUGAAUUGUGACAAAUGCGAUAAAACGUAUGCGCGAAGUGAAAUGCUCCAAAUUCACAUAAACAACGUACAUCUUGGACUGAAGCCCGAAUGUCAUCAUUGCGGAAAGAAAUACACGCAAAAGGGACAAAUGAAGAGACAUUUACUGAAAGAGCAUUUUGGAAACGCUAAAUAAAUACAUUACAGGCAAACAGACGAUUUUUUUCCUUCGAGGAGAAAAGUAUGAAAGAAAAAUAUGAAUAAAAAUUUAAUAAAGAAGAUUUUCCGUAUGCUUUUUCUACUA
Culicoides brevitarsis is the source of this 1142-nucleotide messenger RNA. Its product is annotated as PR domain zinc finger protein 5-like. Lineage: Eukaryota; Metazoa; Arthropoda; Insecta; Diptera; Ceratopogonidae. Gene Ontology annotation, molecular function: chromatin insulator sequence binding. Gene Ontology annotation, biological process: regulation of transcription by RNA polymerase II. Bases 78 to 1034 code for a protein of 318 amino acids. Gene Ontology annotation, cellular component: chromosome. The record is from RefSeq and is a predicted model, not a curated record. The transcript has a single exon.